ACGGCACUUCAAAGUCCUUCUCUGUGGAGACCGGAGAGCUCUCGUGAGGGCUUCCUGGACGGCGGGAUGCGGUGCAAGCCUGAGACAGACCUUUCAAAGACGGGUAUAUUCCAGAGAACAAGUCUUCAAACGUCUUUGCUGCAUUGACGCUGUGCUGUCAGGGGAUUCAGGCUUAUGAGGAGGUACUGUCACACGAAACAGUGUCUAGUGAAGACGCCGAGAAAGAGGGGAAAGGAUCAUCGGAAAAAGAAGCUAAAAACACUAUAGAAAACCAUGAGAUCUAUUAGAUCUUUUGCCAAUGAUGACCGCCAUGUUAUGGUGAAACAUUCAACAAUCUAUCCGUCUCCAGAGGAACUUGAAGCUGUUCAGAAUAUGGUGUCUACUGUUGAAUGUGCACUUAAACAUGUUUCAGAUUGGCUGGAUGAAACAAAUAAAGGUGCAAAAACAGAGGGUGAGACAGAAGUGAAGAAGGAAGAGGUCAUAGAUACCUAUUCCAAGGAUCAAGGUGGCCGGACAUUGUGUGGUGUUAUGAGGAUUGGCCUGGUUGCGAAAGGCUUGCUGAUUAAAGAUGAUAUGGACUUGGAGCUGGUUUUGAUGUGCAAAGACAAACCCACAGAGACCCUGUUAAAUACAGUCAAAGAUAAUCUUCCUAUUCAGAUUCAGAAACUCACAGAAGAGAAAUAUCAAGUGGAACAAUGUAUAGAUGAGGCAUCUAUUAUAAUUCGGAACACAAAAGAGCCCACAUUAACUUUGAAGGUGAUACUUACUUCUCCUGUAAUUAGGGACGAAUUGGAAAAGAAGGAUGGAGAAAAGGUUGCGAUGAAAGAUCCUCCGGACUUACUGGACAGGCAGAAAUGCCUAAAUGCCUUGGCGUCUCUGCGACAUGCCAAAUGGUUUCAGGCAAGGGCAAAUGGAUUAAAAUCAUGUGUAAUUGUCCUCCGCAUUCUGCGUGACUUGUGCAACAGAGUCCCUACAUGGGCACCAUUAAAAGGAUGGCCACUAGAGCUUAUAUGUGAAAAGUCUAUAGGUACUUGUAAUAGACCUUUGGGCGCUGGGGAGGCCUUGAGACGAGUAAUGGAGUGUUUGGCAUCUGGAAUACUACUUCCUGGGGGUCCUGGUCUUCAUGAUCCUUGUGAGCGAGAUCCAACAGAUGCUCUGAGUUAUAUGACCAUCCAGCAAAAAGAAGAUAUUACCCACAGUGCACAGCAUGCACUGAGGCUAUCAGCCUUUGGCCAGAUUUAUAAAGUGCUGGAGAUGGACCCCCUUCCAUCUAGUAAGCCUUUCCAGAAAUAUUCCUGGUCAGUUACUGAUAAAGAAGGUCCUGGGUCUUCAGCUAUGAAGAGGCCAUUUGAAGAUGGAUUAGGGGAUGAUAAGGAUCCCAAUAAAAAGAUGAAGCGAAACUUAAGGAAAAUUCUAGAUAGUAAAGCAAUAGACCUUAUGAAUGCACUAAUGAGGCUAAAUCAGAUCAGGCCUGGGCUUCAGUAUAAGCUCUUAUCUCAGUCUGGCCCUGUCCAUGCCCCGGUCUUCACAAUGUCUGUAGAUGUGGAUGGUACAACAUAUGAAGCCUCAGGACCAUCCAAGAAAACAGCAAAACUUCAUGUAGCAGUGAAGGUAUUGCAGGCAAUGGGAUACCCAACAGGCUUCGAUGCAGAUAUUGAAUGUAUGAGUUCCGAUGAAAAAUCAGAUAAUGAAAGCAAAAAUGAAACAGUGUCUUCAAAUUCAAGCAAUAAUACUGGAACUUCUACAACUGAAACCUCCAGUACCUUAGAGGUAAGAACUCAGGGCCCUAUCCUCACAGCAAGUGGCAAAAAUCCUGUAAUGGAGCUCAAUGAAAAAAGAAGAGGUCUUAAGUAUGAACUCAUCUCAGAGACUGGUGGAAGCCAUGACAAGCGCUUUGUGAUGGAGGUAGAAGUAGAUGGACAGAAAUUCAGAGGUGCAGGUCCAAAUAAGAAAGUGGCAAAGGCAAGUGCAGCGUUAGCCGCCCUGGAGAAGCUGUUUUCUGGACCCAAUGCAGCAAAUAACAAGAAAAAGAAGAUUAUUCCUCAGGCAAAGGGUGUGGUGAACACAGCUGUGUCUGCUGCAGUCCAAGCUGUUCGGGGCAGAGGAAGAGGAACUCUCACAAGGGGAGCCUUUGUUGGGGCCACAGCUGCCCCUGGCUACAUAGCUCCAGGCUAUGGAACACCAUAUGGUUACAGCACAGCAGCCCCUGCCUAUGCGUGGUCGAAGCAGCAGCGUGCAUGUGUGGACUGGCACCAGCACCUCGCCAAGACAUGCCUGGCCUUCCCCACAGGGACUCUGCCACCCCGACGCCCACAGUGGCUCCUCCGUGCUGGACGCUGCUGGAGACUGACCUUCCUGUCUGGCUGCUGCAGUUUGUCUGUAAUGCCCUGACAUGUUACAUUUUCCGCAUUUGGAUGAAUAAAAAUAAAAGCUUCUGUCUCUAAACAGCAAAGGGCUAGGCUGUUGUUUGCAGGAAUUGCUCUGGUGCAGUGAAGGCUGCCCCGGGGAGACCUUCGCAGCUCAGUGCAUGUUGUGGGGGUCUGAAGUCUCCUGGUGAUGGCCAGCGGUGCCAGGGCCUGUGUCCUGUUCUUAAAACUCUACUCGGCUGAUGGUGUGGGGAGUUCACUCAUCCUGGAACUCCAGCUGGCACAUAGCACGGUGGUAAGUUGUUUGUGAAUUUGAGCUUUAGAAUUGACUAGUUUUUCACACACCUCACUCACCCCUCACAGUGAUUCCCCAGGGUUGACCUGGCCCAGUUUGUCCACACCGAGGGCUGAGGAUAAAGGGAGAGUGGAGCUUCAAAAUGGCGGCAGCAGCUUGAAUCCAGAACUGACACUCUUCAUCUGGCUGUCCCCCAUCAACUGCCCCAGGAACCAAGGACCAGCCUCAGGCCCUGGAGGACAAAGGUGUGGGCAGUGGUUUUAGGGGGAACCAGGCCAGACCCCCCUGCCCUUCAGGACCAAGUUCUUAAGUACUUUGGUUUAAGACUCUCCCCUGGUUCCCUUCCUUCGUCUCCGGAGCCUA
Condylura cristata (star-nosed mole) is the source of this 3024-nucleotide messenger RNA. It is a transcript of the gene STRBP, whose product is annotated as spermatid perinuclear RNA binding protein. The record is from RefSeq and is a predicted model, not a curated record. Gene Ontology annotation, cellular component: precatalytic spliceosome. NCBI's taxonomy places the organism in Eukaryota, Metazoa, Chordata, Mammalia, Eulipotyphla, Talpidae. Gene Ontology annotation, molecular function: double-stranded RNA binding; single-stranded RNA binding. The coding region runs from base 274 to 2391 and encodes 705 amino acids. The transcript is spliced from 19 exons.